Megalops cyprinoides (Indo-Pacific tarpon) is the source of this 633-nucleotide messenger RNA. It is a transcript of the gene ubald1a, whose product is annotated as UBA-like domain containing 1a. Gene Ontology annotation, molecular function: protein binding. NCBI's taxonomy places the organism in Eukaryota, Metazoa, Chordata, Actinopteri, Elopiformes, Megalopidae. The record is from RefSeq and is a predicted model, not a curated record. The coding region runs from base 140 to 604 and encodes 154 amino acids. The transcript is spliced from 3 exons.
UCAUACAGUAAAUAUUUGUGUUUGCUCAGCCGGCUGUAAUGGUGGAUGACUGAAAGAGAAAGAGACAAGAAAUAACCGCACGGACUGAAAUCCUGGUUGAACACUGAAACACGCGCUUAGAAAAUAAGCACCGGCGAAUAUGGAUGAACUUAAGCACCAAGUGAUGAUAAACCAGUUUGUCCUGACAGCUGGGUGUGCGGCGGACCAGGCGAAGCAGCUUUUGCAAGCGGCACAUUGGCAAUUCGAGACUGCGCUCAGUGCCUUUUUUCAAGAAACCAAUAUUCCAUACAGUCACCACCAUCAAAUGAUGUGCACUCCAGCCAACACGCCCGCGACACCCCCGAACUUCCCGGAUGCACUUACCAUGUUCUCCCGUCUCAAGGCCUCGGAGAGCUUCAACAGCAGUAGCCCCAUAGCCUCCAUGGCCACCUCUCCUCCCCCUCAGGUCAGCUGGGGCGUGACCCCCUCUGCCCCGAGCCAGCAGGGACUGUGGACUCAAGGGCACGCGCCCUCACAGGCACCCCCUCCUGGCUGGCCCGCCGCCGUUACCCAGCAAGCCUCCACGGAACAGAAGGCCAGCGUAGCCAUGGAGGCCGAGAGAUGAGGGCCUGGACGUAAGGGCCACACACUAAC